CGUUAGCUUCUCUACGCUGUGUGUCGGGGCGGUCCUUCCGGCCGGAGUGGGGCGACUAACCGCGACGCGGCGGUCAUGAGCCGGCCCAGCCGGUUGCAGAGGCAGGUUCUGAGCCUGUACCGCGAGCUGCUGCGCGCCGGGCGCGGGAAGCCGGGCGCCGAGGCGCGGGUGCGGGCCGAGUUCCGGCAGCACGCCAGCCUUCCGCGCUCCGACGUGCUGCGUAUCGAGUAUCUGUAUCGCCGGGGACGGCGCCAGCUACAGCUGCUGCGUUCCGGCCACGCCACGGCCAUGGGUACCUUCGUGCGCCCGCGGGGUCCGGCUGAGGAACCCGGCGACGGGACAGCCCCGGGGACCGGGCUGGAUGCUAAUGGUGCCUCAAAGGAUCCUUGUGAAGACACCGGGGCACGGGAGACGAGAUCCGACGGACGGUGACGGACAGACCCGGAGAAAGGUUCCCUCUGACAGUUUGGGGAGGAACGGGAACUCAUCUAAAUGAGAGCUGAAAUGUCUUAAGAGACAACCGAAUUUUCUCGACGCGUGGGGAGAGAUCAGACACUCCCUCACCAAGGAGGUUCCGGGCAUCCUGUGGCACCGGCGGGCCGCACAACACGUGCUGUGAUACACCAACCCAAAGUCCAAGAGAGCACAGACGCACUUUCUCCUCCCUUCGGGGCCGUGACACCUCUGAACUGACACCUCUCUUGACUUCUAAGAACACACCCACCUCCCCACCCCCCGCCCUUUGCUAGUACCCUGGUGAGCCGUGAGAAACUUCCGAAGUCUGACUCGUUGUGAGGAACUAGGAUUGUGAGGGAGGUUACAGUAGCUCAUCCCAGCUAAUGAGCCUAAGACUCCUGGAGAAUCCCUCGUCCCUACUCCUGUUCAUCUUCCUCGGGAUUCUUGUAUAAAGGGAAUAAAUGUGAGGUGUGCUCACUUCUUUGUUGAUUGUC
Molecule: messenger RNA, 950 nt
Organism: Mastomys coucha (southern multimammate mouse)
Lineage: Eukaryota; Metazoa; Chordata; Mammalia; Rodentia; Muridae
Gene: Sdhaf1
Product: succinate dehydrogenase complex assembly factor 1
Exons: 1
Coding region: 76-432 (118 amino acids)
Biological process (GO): mitochondrial respiratory chain complex II assembly
Cellular component (GO): mitochondrion
Source: RefSeq, a predicted model, not a curated record